Molecule: messenger RNA, 1678 nt
Organism: Moneuplotes crassus
Lineage: Eukaryota; Ciliophora; Spirotrichea; Euplotida; Euplotidae
Source: the annotation of a GenBank genome assembly
UUUCUAAUCAGCCGAAUAAUUAUAGUCCCGAGGAAGAUCCAGAAAAUAUGCCAGGUGUUCACUAUUCAGGUUUUAGUGACUCUAGAGGAGAUUAUUCGUCUCUAUCUAGUAAAUCAUACGAAGGAAAUAAAUUUGACAAGUGAGUAAAGGAAUGACAAGAGUGGUUGGAGGGAGAGAGUGGAUGAGUUGAGGAGAGAAAGAAGGAAAGAUCUGAGAUAGAGGAGCAGAAGAUUAGAUCUAUUGAAAAUUCUGAAGAGGGAUCUGGUAAGAAUAGUGUUGAUAUAGGAUUAAUUUCUAGUUUUUAUUUUAUAAUAAAGAUCGCCUAGUCCGAAUUUAGGAUACCAUUAUUUAAUGUAUGAAUUAUGCAUAAAAAUAUUCGUCUUAUCUAAUAAAAUCGGUACAUCCCUCAAACCCCAAAACCAAACAUGUUACUCCUCUUCUCCAAUCCCCUACCCUCCUUCCUCCCACUACUACCCCUUCUCACAGACCCACCCUGAGUCGUCCAAGUGAAGCCUAAAGGAAGCAUGGAAAGGAACAAACGAGAGUGGGUGGCACCAAGAGUGGGAGAGUAGGCAAGGAUUACCAUUUCAAAGGGAUUAGUAAAGAAAUAGGAGAGCGGAUAUCUUCAUAAAUUAUCUUACCAAUCCCAUGAAUUUCAUUGGUUUCAGCUAAAUUGAACUGGAGAGAUUCAUAUCAUCAAACCUAAUAUUUUUAAUCAUUUUAGAAGGCCAUAAAAACGAAAUGAACUCAUCGCAAAGCAAUAACUCAUGUAUGAAUUCUCAAAAUAGAGGAUCAAAGACAUAUCUGGCUUUACAGAAAUAUGAUCCAAGAAAGAAUAGAAGAGACUCCUCUCAAUUGAUUAAUUUCAGAAAAAUUAAUUAACCCUCCAGCAACAACCUAUCAAAACAAUAUCUCAGCAAUUUAUCUAGAGAAAUAUCCAGCCUUGAAAACUAAAAAAAUUGCUCUUUCCAACCCUCUUAGAUGAAUUUAAUUUAACAGAUCAACAAAACAACAUUAAUUUCAGCGUCCACAACCCUCAAGAGAUAAAAUCUGAAUCUGUACCAGUUAGUAGAAGCUUAAGUUUUGUCUCUUCGAGAUCAGAGACUGUACAAACGUUGUCAACCUUGGAUAUCCCUUGGUCAGUUCCGGUAGCACAAUCACAGUUCAACUCCUCUCCCCCGUCCCUAUCCACAGAAGAAUUUGAUGCAGUCACUUUUGAUGAAGAAGAUGUGAGCCAGGAGGAAGAAGCUGGCAAGGAUUUGCACGUAGAGGAUGGGAAGUUGACAGAGGAAUUUUGGUAUGAGGAUGAUGAAGAGGAGAUUUUGAGUGGGGAGAAUGAGGGGGAGGAAGAUGGUUUUGAACUUAGUAUUGAAGAACAACAAGCAAUGAAAGAGGUUUGAGAAGGGGAAAAUAACAGGAUUGAUAGAUGUUUAUGGCAGAUGGAAGGAGAGAAAAAGGAAACUGUAUUAAAUGACUUGGAUGGAUGCAGAAUAAUUGUUUCUCAACAAUAUCUUUUAACUCAACAUCUGAAUAAUCUUGAAAUAACCAAAUAUAAAUACUUAAAAUUUGGCGAAGUUAAAGCUUGACUAGUAGAAGGUACCAAAUACUACACUUGUCUGGAUACUCCUACAAAUACUUAGACACAAACACUUUAAGAAAGGAAAUGAGAAGCCAAUUU